AUGUGGCUUGCGCUUCUUCUCGUCGCCCCUCUCCUGGUGUCAGGGCACUUGAUUGAGGUGCCGGCUUCCAAGAAGGAAUGUUUCUUUGAGGACCUCCAUGUGAACGACAAAAUGACAGUGACGUACCAAGUAGGAGGUGGAGGUCACCUUGACAUUGACUUCUGGCUCGCGGACCCAGACAAUAUUGCGCUCGGCAAGCACAUAAAGGAAUCUCAGGGCACUGUUCAGAUUACUGCCAAGAAGGAUGGUCGCUAUGAGUACUGUUUCUCCAACCAAAUGUCCACAGUGGUGGACAAGAUGGUCAGCUUCAACGUACACGGGGUCAUUUAUGUCGAUGACGAAGACAUUGUGUCCCCCAUCGAGCGUGAAAUCCGUGCCCUGUCACACGGCCUUACCGCCGUCAAGGAUGAACAAGAGUACAUUGUCGUUCGCGAGCGGACACAUAGGAACACCGCUGAGUCAACGAACGCUCGUGUCAAGUGGUGGUCUAUCCUCCAGGCAAUCGUUCUGUUCUCUGUUGUAGCGUGGCAGGUGUGGUACCUCAAAUCGUUUUUCGAGGUCAAACGCGCAUUCUAG
This is a messenger RNA of Dichomitus squalens LYAD-421 SS1, 576 nucleotides long. RefSeq names its product supernatant protein factor C-terminal domain-containing protein. The coding region runs from base 1 to 576 and encodes 191 amino acids. NCBI's taxonomy places the organism in Eukaryota, Fungi, Basidiomycota, Agaricomycetes, Polyporales, Polyporaceae. Gene Ontology annotation, biological process: intracellular protein transport; protein retention in ER lumen; Golgi organization. The transcript has 6 exons. The record is from RefSeq and is a predicted model, not a curated record. Gene Ontology annotation, cellular component: COPII-coated ER to Golgi transport vesicle; endoplasmic reticulum; endoplasmic reticulum-Golgi intermediate compartment.